UAAUAAUAAUAAUAAUUAAAAAUUCAGUCGCUCCCCUAUUUUUCUUCUCCCCCGGCAGACCCAACAAGAAGAAGAAACACCCCCACUUUCUCUCUCUACAUAUUUCUCAGCCAAUGCCCAUCUUUCUCCACAAUAUAGUAUGUUAGUUUCGGCUAGACAAUUUCUCAAACACCCCGUCGACACAUUUUGCUCCGUCAACUGUGGAACACCAUGUUCCGGGAAACUGCCCGCCUCCGCCGCCGCAGAACCACGGCGUAGCCAGGAGACCAACACCUUGUGUCGUGCCGGAUUUCCCAGAUGAACUGCUCUUCUUAACGUGAGAAAUUCUCCGACUUCACCAAAAGUGAAAAAAAAAAGAUCCGAUUUCUAACAAGGGGAAAACUUGAUCGCCGGCCGAAAUUCAGGCACCCAUUUCUAUAAUGUCUAACCCCAAUCCCAAUUCGACCUCAAUCGACGCGGCGGAGGACUCGACGGUGAAGGCGGUGAACAAGCGGUACGAAGGUCUGGUGACCGUCCGUACGAAGGCUGUAAAAGGGAAAGGCGCGUGGUACUGGGCUCACCUCGAGCCCAUCUUGAUCAGAAACCCCGAAACCAACGCGCCUAAAGCCGUGAAGCUGAAAUGCGGUUUCUGCGACGCCGCAUUUUCAGCGUCGAACCCAUCGAGAACCGCCACCGAGCACCUCAAGAGAGGAACCUGUCCGAAUUUCACCUCGCCGACGAACCCCAUUUCACAAUUACCCCCUCUCUCCUCGCCGAAGCAAAACCACCGCAAACGAAGCUCACAGUCACAACAAUCAGUAAGCCCUUCUCUGAACGCAUCUCCGAUUAACACGUUCGAUCCAUCUCGUUGUCUGAAACCACCGGUACUCUUGUCCGGUGGGAGAGACGAUUUCCGGCCAUUGGCACUGUUGGAAGACAGUGUGAAGAAGCUCAAAACUCCCAAAGCUUCUUCUUCUUCACCCGCCCCCACAUUGAGCAAACACCAAAUCAAAACCGCCUUCGAUUUUUUAGCCGAUUGGUUCUACGAAUCGUGCGGGUCGGUUUCGUUUUCGAGUCUCGAACAUCCCAAAUUCAAAGCCUUUCUUGAUCAGGUGGGCUUGCCUGCAGUCUCGAAAACCGAGUUUUCGACUGCAAGGCUCGAUUCCAAGUUCGAAAUAGCUAAAGCGGAAUCGGAAGCUAGAAUCAGGGAUGCUUCGUUCUUUCAAAUUGCUUCCAAUGGGUGGAAUAGCAAGAAUUUUUUGGCUGAUAAAAACCAGUGCUUGGUUAAUUUUACUGUUAAUCUCCCCAAUGGGUUAAGAAUUUUCCAAAAGGCAGUAUAUUCCGGUGGCGGUGGAGGCACAGUGCCGCCGCAGUACGUGGAGGAGGUUUUGUGGGAGACGGCUGCCGGCAUUUGCGGCGGCGAUGCUCGGAGAUGUGUGGGGUUCGUUGUGGAUAAGUAUAAAUCGAGCGCAUUGAAAAAUUUAGAGCUGGAAAAUCAUUGGAUGGUCAAUUUACCCUGUCAGCUUCAGGGGUUCUUGAGCCUGAUAAAGGACUUCUAUAGAGAACUUCCAUUAUUUAGAAACGUAGGCGACAGUUGUACGAAAAUCGCGAAUUUGGUUAACUCGAUGCCUCAGAUUAGAAAUAUUUUCAGUAAGAUCAGAUUGCAAGGGGUGGCUUUCGCUAGUUACAUCCGAGUUCCUCCUAAUAAAUGCGACGUAUCGAAGAAUUUAUCUCCGUUUAUUGGUAUGUUGGACGAUUUAUUGAGCUGCUCGAGAAUUCUACAUCUAAUAGUACUGGACGAUUCGUAUAGAGACGUUUGCUCGACGGAUGAUAAAGCUAGGGAAGUUGCUGAUGUCAUUCAGGAUGUUCGGUUUUGGAACGACGUGUCGGCUGCUCAUUCGCUGGUGAAAAUUAUCAUGGGAAUGACUGAAGAAAUCGAGGCGGAAAGGCCUUUAAUCGGGCAGUGCCUUCCUCUUUGGGAGGAGUUGAGGGCUAAAGUUAAGGGGUGGUGUAGUAAAUACAGCUUUGUUGAGGGACCAGUUGAGGAAAUAGUCGAAAGAAGGUUUAGAAAGAACUAUCAUCCGGCAAUGUCGGCUGCGUUUAUUCUCGAUCCUUUGUAUUUAGUUAGAGAUUUAAGUGGGAAAUAUCUGCCCCCUUUUAAGUGCUUGACGAACGAGCAAGAAAAGGAUGUGGACAAGAUUGUGACGCGUUUGGUUUCGAGCGAGGAGGCUCACGUUGCUGUUAUGGAGCUUAUGAAGUGGCGGUCGGAGGGUUUAGAUCCUCUGUACGCUCGCGCGGUUCAGGUGAGGCAGCGGGACCCACAGACGGGAAAAAUGAAGGUUGCGAAUCCGCAGAGUAGUAGGCUUGUGUGGGAGACUUGUUUGAAGGAGUUUAGGUCGCUCGGUAAAGUUGCUGUGAGGCUUCUUUUCCUCCAUGCGACCUCGUGUGGUGUAAAGUACGAUUUUGCCCUUAUGAGGUCGUUUUGUGGGAAAGGGGUUUCGGGGGAGGAUUUGGAGAGGGUUCAGAAGAUGGUUUUCGUUGCGGCUCAUGCGAAAAUCAAGAACAACGAACCCUCCGAUGAGGUUCUUGAUGACACAUCAUCACCUGUCUAGAGUUUUUUUUUUUUUUUUUUUUUUUUGGUGUAGGAUUUUAUUUAUUUAUUUAUCAACUUUUCUUGCUGUGUUUCUUUAGAUAUUGUGAGAAACAGAAACUGGUAGGCAGAAAAAAACUCAGUCUUGUUUGUAGUUAGGAAUCUAUAUCAGAAAUAUAUAUAACAUGAGAUUAAUGUUUGAUUAAUGAA
Molecule: messenger RNA, 2779 nt
Organism: Erythranthe guttata (spotted monkey flower)
Lineage: Eukaryota; Viridiplantae; Streptophyta; Magnoliopsida; Lamiales; Phrymaceae
Source: RefSeq, a predicted model, not a curated record